Lodderomyces oxycetoniae is the source of this 1884-nucleotide messenger RNA. RefSeq names its product phenylpyruvate decarboxylase (gene ARO10). Bases 1 to 1884 code for a protein of 627 amino acids. The record is from RefSeq and is a predicted model, not a curated record. The transcript has a single exon. Gene Ontology annotation, cellular component: cytosol; nucleus. Lineage: Eukaryota; Fungi; Ascomycota; Pichiomycetes; Serinales; Debaryomycetaceae. Gene Ontology annotation, molecular function: thiamine pyrophosphate binding; pyruvate decarboxylase activity.
AUGGUUCCAAUUCAAGAAAUCUUGUCUCAAAAUACUUCACAGCAAACUUCUGCUACAAUAACUCCAAUUGAAGUACCUAGUAGUAUAAGCCUUGCAGAAUUCAUUUUUUACAGAAUUACUCAAGCCAACCCAAAGUUGAAAACAAUUUUUGGCAUUCCUGGUGACUUUAAUCUCAAUUUUAUAGACCAUGUUUAUUCACCGGUUGUUGCCAACAGGGGUGUAAAGCUUAUUAAUGUAUGCAAUGAAUUGAAUGGGGCUUAUGCUGCAGAUGCUUAUGCUAGAGUUAUCGAUGGGUUAUCAGUAUUAAUCACAACUUAUGGUGUAGGAGAAUUGUCUGCAAUAAAUGGUAUUGCUGGUGCUUUUGCCGAGUAUAGUCCCGUUUUGCAUAUUGUUGGUAUGACUUCAUUAAAGCAGCAAGAAGAAGGAAAAAGUCAAGUGAAAAACUUGCACCAUCUUCUUCCUAAUCAUGACUGUUUCAAGACCCCUGAUCAUUUAGUUUAUGAAAAGAUGAUUGACGCAAUUUCUUGUGCUAAAGAAACGUUAACUUCUGACAUGGAUGAAAAUUCAGAAAAGAUUGAUAAAGUUUUGAAAAAGAUUAUCCAAGAAAGACGACCAGGUUAUUUGUUUAUUCCUUGUGACAUACCUGAUUUGCAAAUAUCGUCGCAACUGCUAUUUGCAAAUCCAUUUUCGCUGGCUUCCAAAUACGAAAACACUGAAAUCUUUUCAAAAUUGUUGGAUACAAUUUCUGAUGAAAUUUUGGUCAAGUUUUAUGAGUCUAAAAACCCGUCAGUUUUGUCUGAUUGUUUAACCACUCGAUUCGGAGCUCAAAAGCAACUUGAUAAUCUUAUUGAAAAAUUACCCGAGUCGGUGAAAAUUUUCACAUCCAAUUUUGGAAGAAAUGUUGACGAAACAAAGAGCAACUAUGCUGGUGUCUAUAAUGGUGGCGGAUCGGCUACACCCAGAGUUCAGCAGCUUCUUGAGUCGUCUGAUUUCUUGCUUCUCCUUGGAUAUUACAAUACCGAAAUGAACAAUGGCACUUUUUCCACCGAUUUUUCACGUAUCAAAGACGUUGUCAUUUUGCACCCAGAUUAUGUUCAGGUCAAUGGCAAAACGUACAAUAUCAAGCAAUCUGAUGGAGAAAGAUUGUUUCAAAUUGGUUCACUUUUGGAGGUUUUGGCUGAGAAGUUUGAUGCGAAUAAAUUAGUUGCAACCAAGCCCUUUGAAGAGCAUUAUGAAGCUUCAAACCAAUACCGAGCAUCAGAAUUGGAUUCUCAGUUUGUACCACAGGACAAAUUGACUGACCACUUUAAUCAAACUUUUCAACCCGGGGACUUGUUUAUAGUGGAUACAAUGUCAUUUGUGUUUGGUUUACCUGAUGUAAAAUUUACCAAAGGUGUGAAACUUCUUUCAUCUACAGCGUGGGGAUCGAUUGGGUGGGCACUACCUGCCUCUUUUGGCGCGACUUUUGCAUCUAAUGACUUGCAUAUGAAUGGCAGAAUUAUUUUAGUCCAAGGUGACGGAGGAGCGCAAAUGACUGUACAGGAAUUGUCAAGCUUUAUCAGAUACCACGAUAUAUUACCAAACAAGCCUCAAAUUUAUAUGAUUAACAAUUAUGGAUACACUAUUGAGCGUGCAAUCAAAGGUCCAAACAGACCAUAUAAUGACAUUAACGCUAAUUGGAAAUGGUGCGAUUUACUACUGACGUUUGGCGGUGAAGAGGGAAUAACUCAUGAAUCAAUCAAACUCAAUAAUGUUGAGGAAUUUGACGCUUUUUUUGCAAAGAGAGCUGCUCUGCAUCAAGACAUGUCCAAGUUGAAGUUCUACGAGGUCAUUUGCGGUAAGUAUGACGUACCUUCAAAAGUAUCCAAAUUGAUCAAGAAGUAG